AUGACCAAUGAUUCUCCCGCUACUCAGCGGACAAGUCACUCGGAGCAUAAUGAUAGCUACCCAAUUGGUCAUGUCUUUUUACCAGGGCUACAAACAGAUGCUCGGGCGCAGGAGCGGCUCAUUGCCGAAAGAAUGCCUGAGGUACCGAAUCUACCUGAUCCAGACCUACAACAAACAUUCGCAGAAACAUAUUGGGAGUACUGUUACACGUGGUGCCCAGUCCUAGACCGAGAGACCCUCUCAGAAGAGCUUGCACGAUCUCCACUACUCGUUAAUGCCCUGGCAGUGGUUGGUAGUCAUAUUAAACCGCCCAUGAUUCCACAUGAUGGUCCUGCUGGCUAUUACGAGCGAGCUCGCACCAGAUUCUACAACGACGAAGAGGCAGAUGUUAUGACGUCGUUGAAAGCUAUUUCAUUAUUCUACUGGUGGAGUCCACGGCCACCAACUAUCCUCCAUCGCCAUUCUUCUUGGUGGUGGACUUCGGUAGUCAUCCGACAUUGCCAACAAUUAGGUGUACACCGGGAACCAGCACAAAACCAUCCACUACGUCAGCAGAUUAACCUCAGUCUCCGACGUCGAAUAUGGUGGACGGCAUUUGCACGUGAGCGACUAACUGCUUUGUGUCAGAGCAAACCAUGUGUGAUUGAUCCACAAGACUGCACCCUUUCAGAACCCACGUUAGAAGAUUUCCCCCAAGACACGGAUAAAACCAAAGCUGAAGUCUUCAUCUACUGGGUCCGUCUAUGUGGUAUCAUAGGCAAAAUUGCAAAAUUCCUCGCUCGUUCCAGUGACGCUGGAUCUUCCGCAUUCCCAGCAUCUCUAGCCCGCGAGCUCAUCGGCUGGGUCCAGUCCCUCCCUCCCCAUCUCCAGCUCCCAAUUGGAUCAGACCGCACAACCCAAUUCAAUAGAGAUGUGCAUCAACUACAUAUCCCGUAUCUGGCCGUCAUUAUCAUCAUUCAUCUCCAGCGAUCCUCCCCCUCCCAACCUCUCCCACAAGCAUACCCACCAGCAAUACUCGCCGCGACCUGCAUGGCCCGCAUUAUGAAAGAUAUUUUAUCUCGCGGGGGAACCAGGUUUCUCAUGGCCAUAACAGGGUGGUAUUGCGGCACCGCAUUUAUUGCACUACUACAAGCUCUUCGAAUUGAAGGACUGGCCAAGAGCGCCAAUGAAGAUCUAGAUAUUUUAACUCUAGCUGUGGACCAGCUGCGCAUUAUGUGGCCCACCGCUGCAGUAUUCCACUCGGGAUUUGGUCGUCUCCGGUCCAACGCUACCGCGCCGGACUUUGACUCGCAACGGGCGCCCGGUCCGGAACUCGGGAUGGGUGAUGGAACGGUGUAUAUGGAAAUGGCAGACGGGAUUGAUUGGACUGCGUACUUUCCGUUCGCAACUACUGAAACUAGUGGCAUUGCGGGUAGACUGUUAGUUCCACAUACCGAGGAGCUUUUCUUUGAUGAUGAUGCCUUUGCAGAUGCUAUGCUGCAGUUUCAGGAUUUAUUUGAGCCUUGCGAUACCCUUGAGAUGAAUCUUUUUAUGUAA
Molecule: messenger RNA, 1536 nt
Organism: Penicillium griseofulvum
Lineage: Eukaryota; Fungi; Ascomycota; Eurotiomycetes; Eurotiales; Aspergillaceae
Product: fungal specific transcription factor domain-containing protein
Exons: 1
Coding region: 1-1536 (511 amino acids)
Biological process (GO): DNA-templated transcription
Molecular function (GO): DNA binding; zinc ion binding
Source: RefSeq, a predicted model, not a curated record